AUGCCUCCCCGACUAAGUUGGCGGCUGCCAAUGCAGCUGCCUUCACUAUUCCACGCCGUCUAUCCGCCCUCGUUGUCAGCCCCAAUCCUCCAGCACCAGACUAGACAUGCCUCCAUCCUAGGCUCGUUGUCUGAUAACGCUACGGCGUACAACAAACGCAUAAGACGUGGUCGAGGUCCCUCAUCAGGAAAGGGUAAGACCUCCGGGCGCGGUCACAAGGGUCAGAAGCAGCACGGAAAGGUCCCUGCGGGGUUCAAUGGUGGACAGACGAAGGAUGAGAUAGUCCACGGCGAACGUGGAUUCGAUAACAUGUUCUCCCUCGAUAUAUCCAAAGUCAACGUCGAUCGAAUCCAAGAAUGGAUCGACCAAGGGCGGCUCGACCCCUCCCGGCCCAUCACCGUCCGCGAACUAGCAAAAUCUCGUUGUAUCCACGGUGUCAAGGAUGGCGUCAAACUUCUGGGCCGUGGCGGCAAAGACGCACUCAAGCAACCUAUUCAAAUCGUCGUAUCCCGCGCUUCCGCCACCGCGAUUGAAGCCGUUGAAGCUGCUGGCGGAUCCAUCACAACUAGAUACUAUACUCGCCAUGCCAUCAAGCGGAUCAUGUCCGGCAAGACGGAUCCGUUCGUCUCGCUUGCCUGGCUCAAUGCAGGCGAGAACCUGACUAUUGGAAUGGGUGUUGAUAAGCCCCGUAUCAAAGGGAAUGGGUUUACAUAUCGCCUGCCGGACCCGACGAACCGGAAGGAUAUUGAAUAUUACCGUGAUCCUGCGCAUAGAGGGUAUUUGAGCUAUCUUGUCGAGAAGGGUGAAACGCCUAGCUUGUUUUUUAGGGCGCCCGGUAAGACACAUAGGAAGGGUAAGGAAGUUGUGCCUUCGAGUGACAAUAGGCUGUGGUAG
Messenger RNA from Paracoccidioides brasiliensis Pb18, 894 nucleotides. Its product is annotated as ribosomal protein L15. Gene Ontology annotation, cellular component: mitochondrial large ribosomal subunit. The record is from RefSeq and is a predicted model, not a curated record. The transcript has 2 exons. Gene Ontology annotation, molecular function: structural constituent of ribosome. Gene Ontology annotation, biological process: translation. Bases 1 to 894 code for a protein of 297 amino acids.